AUGCGACUGCCACGCCUGACCCCUGGCUACCUCCGGGUGCUACGGAUGCAGGUAGCCGGGAAGCUGAAGGCAGAGCCCCCGUGUUCACUGACUGGGGUUGUGGCUACACUGAUGGCUGUCCUCGGACUGGGUGGCUCCUGCUAUGCCGUCUGGAAGAUGAUGGGACAACAGCCACCGCCACGGGCCCCGUGACGAAGUGGGCAGCCUGUCACCUGGGCCCUGGGGGUAGGUAACUCCGCAGGGACUGCAAUCUUGGGGUCCCACUUCAUUUCU
Pipistrellus kuhlii (Kuhl's pipistrelle) is the source of this 273-nucleotide messenger RNA. It is a transcript of the gene ZNF593OS, whose product is annotated as ZNF593 opposite strand. Bases 1 to 192 code for a protein of 63 amino acids. The record is from RefSeq and is a predicted model, not a curated record. NCBI's taxonomy places the organism in Eukaryota, Metazoa, Chordata, Mammalia, Chiroptera, Vespertilionidae. The transcript is spliced from 2 exons.